Rodentolepis nana is the source of this 930-nucleotide messenger RNA. The record is from the annotation of a GenBank genome assembly. Lineage: Eukaryota; Metazoa; Platyhelminthes; Cestoda; Cyclophyllidea; Hymenolepididae.
AUGAGUUAUUCUACUGAGGAUCUCGAAGAAUCUUCUUGGAAUUUUCUACAUGAUGACCAGCUUGAAAGUCUUAAGGAAUCGCAUGAUAUUACAGAGCAGUUUCUUGAAGUCUUCAAGGAUUCAGAUUUCUCUACAUUUGAAUCUCUUAGAGUUGCCUUAGGUGAAUUUUCUCAAAAAACAGGUUUUAUAUAUACUGUUAAAAGAUCGAAAAGAUAUCGCGAAAAUGAUGUCAGACGGCAUGCUUUGGUUUAUAAUAACAUUUGUUAUGGUUGUACGUUACACGUACAAGGUACUUCUAAUUCCGUUAAAUCAAACGAAUCGCCGUGUUCUUCCACGAUAAAUUUUAGCAGUGUAAAGGGGACAUUUAGGGUAACAAAAUUCUCCUUGGUCCAUAAUCAUCCCCCUCCCUUGACUGCUUUAAAUUUAGCAAUUCAUCCCUCCGUGUUUCCUGCAUUUAUUGAUUGUGGGGAAAGUUUCCGUCUUGCUUUUCCACUCAUGUCUGUAGGAUCUUACUCUGAAUUGGCAGCUCGGUUGAAGCAUUUCGAGAAGAGAACUGGAUCAGUGUAUAUAAAAUACUCUACUGGUUUAUUUUCCGACACAGUUGAUCCUCAGGAAGUGCGCUGUAAAUACAAGAAAAUUCGCUAUGUUUGUGUUCACUACGGAUCGCGAAAAAGUGAGCCAAUUCGAAGGCGAAAUCAGCACACCACAAAGAUAGGCUGUGGAAGUUGUUUCUCAGUGAAGUAUAAAGAUGGUCGUCUACAUAUUGUAAGCUACGAUAUGAAACAUUGUCAUCCUGUGGAUCCUGAAUCAGCUCGACUUUAUCCGCACAAUCGCCGACUCUCGCCUUCGGAGACUGCUGAAAUUGAAGAACUUCUGGAUGUCAAUGCAAGCAUUAAUGAAGUAAAGAGAAUAAUAAAAGGUAUGUACUAA